Molecule: messenger RNA, 3342 nt
Organism: Vollenhovia emeryi
Lineage: Eukaryota; Metazoa; Arthropoda; Insecta; Hymenoptera; Formicidae
Exons: 14
Coding region: 299-1807 (502 amino acids)
Cellular component (GO): plasma membrane
Molecular function (GO): calcium ion binding
Source: RefSeq, a predicted model, not a curated record
AAAGUUUUCUUUGUAUUCUAUUUGCAGGUGAGCUUGAAACAUUUUUGACGAGAACAGACUAGGAUAAAUCUUCGUUGUUGAAAGAGACCAUUUAAUGCACUGGCGUGUCCAACGAAAAUGUCAUCGAGGAAAGCUUGAAAGUCCCGAUUGAGAGGAACACAGAUACGUUCGUAUUUCCAGAAGUAGGCAUUUAAAUCGAUCGCAUAGUUUUAAAUGAUGAGGAAUAUUUAUCGUCAGAUAUUAAUUGAGCGUAAACUUAACGAUCGCCAGUAUCUCCAGUAUACAAGAAAUAUACGUGAUGCUGUUGCUUCCAAACUACUUGCAGCUGUGCAUCAAGCUGCGGCAUGCUGCUGAAGAUUGUCCCGAAUGUACCGAUGCCUGUAUAAUGUUAGAAGAAUUCUGUAUAUUUGCCGCAGAACUGGCACGUCUGUGCGAGCGAGGAACAGCAGCUGUUCCUAUGAACGCCUCUUGCUCAUUACACGGUGAUGGAAAAGGCAUUAAUCACAAAACUGGCUCAAAAAGGAUGGCAUAUGAGGUAUUUUUGGGCGGGUCUUGUAAUCCAACUACCUGGAGGUCAGACAUAGCAAUACCGACUCUUCAGAACCUUGGUAUUACUUAUUAUAAUCCCCAAGUGUCGCAAUGGGGUCCGGAAUUAAUAGCUCAAGAAUAUGAGGCAAAGCAGACGGCGCGAGUCCUGCUGUUUGUCAUUGACAAUCAGACACGCAAUAGUGCGGGCAUCAUUGAAGCAGCUCAACUAGCAGCUACACGUAGAGAAUCCUUGGUUCUUGUCAUUUAUCCAUAUCGUCAAGGACAGACGAUACUUGGAGAGGCUGUUUCCACGCAAGAAUAUUAUGAUUUGAUGAACGGAUUGUUAGUGCUUCAGUACCUAAUGGAAAGGCAAAGGAUACCAAUAUUCGAGAGCGUAUCAGUUGCCCUUCACUGUACAUCCAAGAUGUUACGCGAAAAGAUCAACGUGCAGGAUUGCAUGAGCACUGAGGAUGGCAUCAGACCUAUAAGAAUCUCGCUUACUCAAAAUGGAACGGAUGCAGUAAAAUUGCGGGAAAUUUUCAAAUCUAUGGACGUUAAUGAUAGUGGCACAGUAAAGUUAGGGGAAGCCUGGAUGAUGUUGCAGUCGAGUGCGAUGUGCAACAAUGUGUCUCUUGCGGAUCUGCUCAACAUGGUGAAUAAGUCUGAAAUCUAUAGGACAUUGAUAGACGGAUUUCCGGCGAAAGGUGACCCAACCGAAUUGCGAAUCAAUUUCGAGCAGUUUUGCAUUCUAGCCAGCGAGUCGUUACGGAUGCGGACGAAGAAUAAUGGCGUCUCUUGUGAAAAUUGGACCAAUUCCUUUGUACAAGAGUUCGAGAAGAGGGACAUUUAUAUCGGUGUAGUCAGUAAAGAUCUGUUCUGGUUAGAAUCUUCAGCAGCACCGUUGAUAGAGUCGAUGAGAUUGUCUCUGUACCGACCAAACCUGAAUGAGUACAACGUAAGAAUAUUGCCACAAGAAUUGCUGAAGAUAAAGAAUUCACGACUGAUCCUGUUGAUAGUACCACAGCAUUCGCGGGGCAUCGCCAUUAUGGCAUUGGCAGCUCACUUGAUUGGAUUGCGCGCUAAGCUCGUCCUCUGUGUUCAAACACUUCCUGAAGGUUCUAUUGUGUCUGAUGAACAACUGACUGAACAAGCCCGAAAAGAUUACAACCGGGGGAGGAUGUACCUGUCGGACUACGCAACGCGUGAAGGUGUACCUGUUUUUCAGAAUAUCGCUGAUGCUCUGCAACACGCGAUACAAUUAGUUCAAAGUCCUUGUUGACUUAAUUACUCUUUACUGGUUUUUUUCUUUUUCCAUACAGAUAAGCUCCUUGGUUCGAUAACUAAUUUAUUUUUACUUUUAACAAUGUCCAGCUACCAUUUGAGAUCAAUGCAAAUACCAUAGAUAUAACGAUGACAAUGCUGUAUUAUCAUUGUUAUAUUUAUAAAAGGCGAUUAUUAGCUAUAGCAGUACCGUUAUUGGCUGCUUUUACUGAUAAGAUUGCUUCUUUUCACAAUGUUUCUCAUUGUUAAUGCUUCAUCGACAUAUAGCCCUCACAUAUUACACUUUUCACUUUUCAUUAACACUAUCGCUUGCUUAUAUAGUAUUAUUGCUAUUGUCACUUUUAAGUUCUUGACAAAAUUAAAACACACAAUCAAGACUUUUUAUUUACGUCAGGAUAUUUUAUUUAUUAUUACUAUUUGUUGCGAACACAGCAUUUCUCUGAAGCAAUUAUUUUUACUUUGUUGACCGUCGCAUAACAUACGGUCCUUUUAUUUUUUUUAUUUUAUCUCUAAAGAAAAAAUAUUUUAUAGUAACUAAUGAGUCGAGCAGCUAACUGUUUUACUACUUUUUUAUUAUUAUGUUCUUCUCUUAUUGAAUGACGUUAAACUCAUUUAAUUACGGUAUAUCAGUAGGAAAAAGCAGUCUCUUACGGUAGAUGGACAUAUACGAUUUUUCUCUCAUUUUUUUAUAGUAACUUAACUUUUGCAAUUUUUUUUAAUGUUUUGGUAACGUGGUUGAGGAUUGAUUUGAUAUAUGUAUAUAUAAAACUCAUAAUUACUCUCUAACGAGCUAAUCAAAUUAUCUACUUUUCGAAUUUGAUCGAGGAGGGAUGCGAGAAGGAGUAUGUCGUGCGAGAUUUGCUUGUAUUUGAACACGUGCGUCCAUAUAUCAGCUGAGUAUAUGUAUAUAUACCGAUAUGCGUGCGUAGGAUAUAUCAUAAAUUUGCACUAUUUAAUAUAUUUCAAUAGCCACAGAUGUGAAAUUUCAAACUGUCGACGAUAAUUUCAACAAGCCGAAGCGUGUCUUAACGAAAUCAGUGUGUAGUGUAUGAGUGAAUAAGCGAAUGAAAGAAAAAAAAACGAGAUAGAACAUAGGCAAGAACAAUAUGCUUUAAGCUAUUCAAUACCUGCGAAUUGUACGGGACCUUGCUCAGAGAUUUUCAUCGUUCGAAGGAACAAAGGAGAAAAAGAAAGUAACUCAAGAGAAAAAUCGUUUAUUAUAUUCUUUUGUAUAAAUAUCAUACAGUAGUACACAGGUAUCUUAUCAUUUCUCUUUUUGAAAUAAAACAAAGCUAUUAUCGUUUCUUACGUAUUUCCUUUCGGCAUGUUUCUUGUCGCACGAGAUAUAUCGAUACGUCUGUUGUGUACAACAACGAAUAAAAAUUCCUAAAACUGCGCUCUUAUUGUUUGUUAAGAUUAUGUAAUCCCGACUAAUGGUGUCAGUCUUAAAUGUGUCUAAAUUUAAUGUAUUAAAGAUACUUGAAAUACGAUACAUUUAACGCUGUAACGCGUGAAUAAAAGCUUAGAUAAGAA